AUGGGUAAUGAGGGAUCUGGUCAGUCAAGCAGAGUGCACACUGGGGAGGACCAGGAAUCUGGCUCGGUGGAGGCGAUGAGGGUAAUCCCAAGCCUAGGCCAGCAGGGGGUGUCAGCAUCUCGAACCACUGUGAGGAACAAGAACCAAGCAGAGGUGCAGCAUGCGUGGUGGAGCCCCAGAUCGGUAAGCUCCAUUGGUCGGGACCCUGACAGCAAGGGAUUGCGUUGCUCGGCAUGCCAGGGCUGA
Molecule: messenger RNA, 246 nt
Organism: Pyricularia pennisetigena
Lineage: Eukaryota; Fungi; Ascomycota; Sordariomycetes; Magnaporthales; Pyriculariaceae
Exons: 1
Coding region: 1-246 (81 amino acids)
Source: RefSeq, a predicted model, not a curated record